Diorhabda carinulata is the source of this 1387-nucleotide messenger RNA. It is a transcript of the gene JMJD4, whose product is annotated as 2-oxoglutarate and iron-dependent oxygenase JMJD4. The transcript is spliced from 2 exons. Gene Ontology annotation, molecular function: histone H4R3 demethylase activity; sequence-specific DNA binding. The record is from RefSeq and is a predicted model, not a curated record. Gene Ontology annotation, cellular component: cytoplasm; nucleus. NCBI's taxonomy places the organism in Eukaryota, Metazoa, Arthropoda, Insecta, Coleoptera, Chrysomelidae. Gene Ontology annotation, biological process: negative regulation of gene expression; positive regulation of translational termination; protein hydroxylation. Bases 68 to 1387 code for a protein of 439 amino acids.
AAAUGGUUAACCUAUAAAAUAUAGCUUUGUUUGUUUUUAUUAUUUUCUUGUAAAAUUCAAUGAUAGAAUGGUUUUUGAAAUAGAUUGUCAAGUUGAUACAAAUAUAACGUACGAUUAUGAUUCAAUAGAUUCAAUUCCGUCGGUUGAUGCUUCUGAUUUAACAUACGCAUCGUUUUUCAGUAAUUAUAUGUUACCAAAUAUUCCUUGUAUUAUCAAAGGUAUUACUGAUAACUGGCAAUGUUCUAGUUUGUGGAUAAAAGACGAAGCCGUUAACUUCGAUUACUUAUCAGAACAAUAUGGAUCAGAUCUUGUUCAUGUUUAUAAAUGUAGAGAACGAUUUUACAACACACAAAAAUGUUAUACGGGUAGUUUUAAAGAUUAUUUGAAUACUUUCCAAGAAAAUACUAGUCGAGCAUCCAUAUUAACAAUAAAUGAGUAUGUAAAAAACUGGCACCUUUCACUUCAACAUCCUGAAGAUAAAUUUUAUGAAGUACCACUGUAUUUUGCAUCUGACUGGUUAAAUGAAUUUUGUGUUAAUAAUUUGGAAGAUGAUUAUAGAUUUGUUUAUAUGGGCCCAUCAGGAACGUGGACACCGUUUCACCAUGAUGUAUUCUCAUCGUAUAGUUGGUCUGCAAAUAUAAUUGGGACAAAAAAAUGGAUAAUGGUUCCACCUGGAUCUGAAGAGAACGCUAAAGACAGCCUUGGAAAUCUAAUGUAUGAUAUUCAGUCAAUUGCAAGCAGUGAAGACGCUUCUCAGAAUUUAAAAGUUAUUGAAGUAUUCCAGAAUGCAGGAGAAGCAAUAUUUGUACCAUCUGGAUGGCAUCACCAAGUUCAUAAUUUUGGUUACACUAUAUCAGUAAAUCACAAUUGGGUGAAUGGUUGCAAUGUACAUUUUAUGUAUGAUUUGUUACUAAAAACAUUGGAAGAUGUUAAAGUUGAAAUAAGCGAUUGCAAUGACAUGGAAGGCUUUGAGGAUCACUGCCAGUUGAUGUUGAAUAGCUUAUUUGGAAUGGACUUUAAAACGUUUUAUCAGUUUUUGAUGUAUAUUGCUCUCAAACGGAUAGAAAUGCAAAAUAAUGCGUGUUCAAAACAACUUUUCCAUGGCCAUGAAAUCGGUUCUAAUCAUAUUUUAUUUGAUUUGAAAGCAGUAAAGGGAGUUUUGGAAAAAUUUGUUAAAUGUGAUGAAAUAACGGAAAUUAGUGCCUUCGAAACUAUCAAUGUGACUCCAAAAGAUUUAUUGGAUGAUGUUGUACAUAAUUUAGAAAUAAAUGGUUUUACCGAAUACAAAUUCUAUUUUUAUUUUUUCCCUAUAAAAUUCCCAAGUUUUAUCUACAAAUCAUCUAUAAUUGUUGGAGAUGCUUUAGUUGGAGAGGAAAAAGUACUUUGA